AUGACUAGUGAGGAUAGUUUUCUAGUGCUAGUACACCAUAGAGGAUCGGUUAAGAGAAAAACUCGCUCUAGCGUGAAGUUCACUGAUAAGGAUCCUCUAUGUAUUGUCAUGAGUCCCACCACCAGCUACGAUGCUCUCGUUAGCUCCGUGCUUGUCAAGCUUGGUGUGGAAGGAGUGAAAAGAGUUAAGAAGUUUUACUAUCGCAUUCCAACCACUGUUCUCCAUGAUACGGUGAAGUAUGAUUGUUUCACCAUUGGGAGUGACGAGGACUUGCAGGUCAUGUUUCUUUCUCGUAGGCAGUUUCCCGAGGUGAGGACACCAGAGCUGUUGGCAAAGUUCGCUGACAUGGUAUCAAGAUCGGGUGGGUCGAACCGCAAUGCCAACACUAUAGCCACGGUGGCCGGUUCAAGCUCGAGACCUGCGGUUGCUUCCUCCUCCAUUCCAGUGUAUGUGCCAGCGGUCCAGCCUGCCGCCUCCCCAUCGUUUGCUGUUGAUCUUAGCGGCAAUGUUGGAGACCAGGUUGGAUAUGGGGAACAUCUUCCGACCGACGUACGGUGUCCUACACCGGCUGGAGUGGGAGAGGGCUUGUUUGAUGAGGCAGAUGACGAUGAUCUCGAGCCGGAUCUUAUCGCCGAUGAAAGCGGCGAUGAUGUUGGAGCGAGCGAUCCGAUAAGGGCUACUGGUGGAACUAGUUCUGGCACACAGCAGUAUCCACCCCAUUUUUCAUCUUUGGACCUGGAAGCCAUGAGACAGGAUGAAUAUCCUGAGCAGCUUGCUGGAUUUGGCGCUCGGGAUAUGGAAGGGUCCGCCGGUAUGACAGAGUUUCAGGUUGGCCAACAAUUUCAGGACAAAGAUGAGGCGCUGUUGAGUGUGAAGACGUACAGCAUCCGCCGAGGGGUACAGUACAAGGUAGUCGAGUCUGACUAUCGAAGGUACGUGGGAAAGUGUUCAGAGUUUGGGAAUGGGUGCACAUGGUUGAUUCGGUUGAGUCUCCGGCAACGUAAGGGUAUCUGGAAAGUCAAGCGGUACAACGGACCGCACACCUGUCUCGCCACCUCCAUCUCCAGCGACCAUAGGAGUUUGGACUACCAUGUGAUAGCGACGUUCAUUAUGCCAAUGGUUAGGGCUGACGCAUCCGUCAACAUCAAGGUGCUUCUGAAUGCCACGGCAGCUCACUUUGGAUUCAGGCCUACGUAUAGGAGGGUGUGGAUGGCGAAGCAGAAGGCUGACGGGAAUUCCAACAUACUCCCUGUGGCAUUCGCACUGGUUGAGGGUGAGAAUGCUGAGUCUUGGUCCUUCUUUCUCACCCACCUCCGUCAGCACGUGACACCUCAGCCGGGAUUGUUGGUUAUUUCAGAUAGGCAUAACGGCAUCAAGGCAGCACUUGAGGCGCCCGAUGGGGGAUGGCUACCCCCAGCUGCAUACCGGGCAUUCUGCAUUCGACACAUAGCAGUGAAUUUCGCCCUCACCUUCAAGGGCAAAGAUGCCCGCAGGCUUCUUGUGAACGCCGCAUAUGCGAAGACAGAAGUAGAGUUUGAUUACUGGUUCGACAUUAUGUGGUCCGAGAACCCGGCAAUGUGUGACUGA
Molecule: messenger RNA, 1587 nt
Organism: Arachis ipaensis
Lineage: Eukaryota; Viridiplantae; Streptophyta; Magnoliopsida; Fabales; Fabaceae
Source: RefSeq, a predicted model, not a curated record